AUGUCAGACGGCGAUUCCGACGCCGCGGUGGACGUCGCGGAGAACGUGGGCGACCGCGCGCCCCCCCGGGAUAGGCACGACAUCACGUACGUCAUCCUCUUCCUCGCCGGCGCGGGGACGUUAUUCCCGUGGAACAUCUUCAUCACCGAGCGCGCGUACUUCGACAGGAGGCUCUUCACGCCCCCGUUCGCGCGCGCGCUCGCGGACUCGUUCGAGGGCGUCUUCGCGGUGACGUACAUGUUCGCCAACGUCCUCGCGCUGUGCCUCGUCGUCCGCGCUAAGCUCAUACCGAAGCUGUCGUCGUUCCUUCGCGUGCCCGCGCCGCUGCUCGGGAUGGCGAUCUUGUUGGCGGCGACCGGGGCGUUCACGUACGACGACGACGCGUCCGGCGACGCGGUCAUGGCGACGACGCUGAUCACGCUCGCGUUGAUGGGCGUCCUCACCGCGUUCGCGCAGGGCGGGUCCUUCGCGUCGUCGUCGUUCCUCCCGCCGCGGUAUAACCAGGCGAUCAUGAGCGGGCAAGCCGCGAGCGGGGUCGUCAGCAGCGUCGUCGCGCGGACGCCGUUCUAUCGGCACCACGCCGCGAUCGCCGCGGAGAGAGAGAGCGUCGCCGCGUUCAGGGAGGGCGAGGAAGGCGACGAGGAGGACGCCGUGAUCGCGCCGCUGCUGCGGGACGGGGGCGAAAGCGCGAGCGAAGAACGCGGCGAAGACGAUUCGCGACGUGCGACGCGACGCUCCGCGGCGGACGCGCGCUCGUACCGCGCGGCCGUGUUCAUCACCUUCGCGGUGACGCUCGUGGUGUUCCCGUCCGUCACGAGCAGCAUAUGCUCGGCGUCGAAUCCGGCGACGGCGCCGCCGUGCGUCGCGCGACCGCCGGGGGCUGGGAUCGCGUCGCGCCUCUCCGGCGACCUCUUCGCGCCGACGAUGUUUCUCCUCGCCAACGCGUGCGACUUUUUCGGGCGGCGCGCGGCUGGGGCCGGAACCGGCGGGGCUGGCUUGAAGUCCCCGCCGCGCGGGUGGGUGCUGGUGGUGCUCUCCAUCGCGAGAAUCGCGUUGAUACCGCCGCUGUUGAUGUGCAACGUCGUCGUGGAGGGGUCCUGGGGCGUGCGACGCGCGCUCGCGGGCUCGGACGUGUGGCCAGUCGCGCUCGUCGCCGCGAUGAGCUUCACGAACGGGCACCUCGGGUCGACGUGCAUGAUGUACGGUCCGUCGUUCGUGGCUCCGGGGAAGCGCGGGGAGGAGGGCGCGAAGCUGUCUCUCGCGGUGAUCGGUGGGUUAGCCACCGGGAGCGUGCUAUCGUUCGCGCUGACCGCGUGGUUGCAGAGCUAGGAGGAUGGGAGAGGCGCGUUCUGUUUGUAUCACCGAAAUGUAUCAACAACGAAAAAAUCACUUUU
Messenger RNA from Micromonas pusilla CCMP1545, 1394 nucleotides. RefSeq names its product equilibrative nucleoside transporter family. Gene Ontology annotation, cellular component: plasma membrane. Gene Ontology annotation, molecular function: nucleoside transmembrane transporter activity. NCBI's taxonomy places the organism in Eukaryota, Viridiplantae, Chlorophyta, Mamiellophyceae, Mamiellales, Mamiellaceae. Bases 1 to 1329 code for a protein of 442 amino acids. Gene Ontology annotation, biological process: nucleoside transmembrane transport. The record is from RefSeq and is a predicted model, not a curated record. The transcript has 3 exons.